Messenger RNA from Trichechus manatus latirostris (Florida manatee), 8042 nucleotides. It is a transcript of the gene SLIT2, whose product is annotated as slit guidance ligand 2. The transcript has 37 exons. Gene Ontology annotation, molecular function: Roundabout binding; calcium ion binding; heparin binding. The record is from RefSeq and is a predicted model, not a curated record. NCBI's taxonomy places the organism in Eukaryota, Metazoa, Chordata, Mammalia, Sirenia, Trichechidae. Bases 1888 to 6480 code for a protein of 1530 amino acids. Gene Ontology annotation, biological process: negative chemotaxis; negative regulation of cell growth; retinal ganglion cell axon guidance.
ACUUGGGGAUAUUUAUUUGGGAAGUACCCGGACGGCGGAGGCUGGCGGCGACCGUGGCUGCCGCAGACCGUGGUUAAAAAAGGCGGCGGCGGCGGCGAGUGAUGGGAGCGCCGAGGCUCCCGGGCGCGGGCGGGAGCUGCCGAGCUUGCCGGGCCCGGCGGGCGUGCUGAGCAGAAAGGGGGGCGACCGGUGCCCGCGGCGAGCUCCGGAGGCGCGGGCCGGGUUUUUGUUCGGCUGAGCGCGGCGCCAGGCAGCCUAAGUGGACAACUCCAGCUGCAACAACAACCCACCUUCCCGCAGUCGAGCGAGACUUGGGCUGCUGGGUCCGUCCUAUUGUUUGGACAGUUGCCGGGGACUCCGGAGCCCGCAGAGCCCGAGUCCCCGUUCUCUGUCGCCGCCUACCCUCUCCCCCAAACCCCUCCGCCGACAAGGAGGCGAAGAAACCGUCUGGGAGAGGGGAAAGGACUGGAAGGAGUCGGGCGGCUCGGGAUUGCGGCCGCUGAGUCAGGUGCACCGCCAGGAGCGGGGCGGCGUCGCGACGUCUGUGGAGCCCGUCCGCCUUAGGGCACGGGAUCCAAAGCCUGGGAAAAGUUCCUGCACUUUUGAGGAGGAGGACCCACUUGUGGGCGGCUGCCGAGGGGCUGCGCCCGCCCAGGAGGCCUGCUCUUGUUUCUUCCACCUUUGCCAUCAGGUGUCUGCCGCGGAGCUGCGGCGUAUCCGGGAGACCAGAGUGGCUGACACACGCGCGCACACACGACUGCCAUUCAGCUGGCGCCUGGGCUCAGUCCUGGAGUAGCGGAUCCCAGCGGUCUGCCUGCCACCUCGCCUUCCUCCAGGACACCCCGGCAAGACCUGGCGCGCUAACAUUCUCACCUUGGCCUUUCCACUCUUAUCGGUCUGCCUGUCUACAAAUCUUGAGCCAACCGGUCUCCACUCAUCCUCGCAGAAGCUCGCGUCCUCAACUUGGCCUCUUGGAUUUUCUCUGCUGGGGUCGUGACUAGUGGAUAUUCCUGCCGGCUGCGGCGGCCCGACUGCCCUUUUGUCUUUUCUGCUUAACCUCGGGGCAGGCCCUGGUGCGGAGUGUCGCCUAGGACGCCUGGCGGGAGGCGGGAUUGCCGAACCACCUUUGAGCAAAGUGCAUGUGUGUUUGCAAACCGCUCUCGGCUCUUGGGUGCCGGCAAGGACCGGUCGGGGCUGCAGCGAACCAGGGAAAAAGCGCGUGAGCUGCGCCUGGCACUCCGCAGCGCCGCCCCGCGCCGCCGGCGCUGCCCGCUUGCCCCGUGCGCCCCCGCGCGCCAUGCUCAGUCCCCGGGCACGCUCUGCCCCCUGCCCGUUGGGCUCCUGCGCCUUCUAGCUUUGGGGAGCCCACUUCAGUUGGGGCCACCAUUCCUAUUGAGACCCCUCUACUGCCUUGCACCCUCCCCUCUGGAAUCAGAUUUGUAUAGGGAGUGCGCGGGAUCAUAGUACCUAACCCCUCACGUCUCUGCGCAACCGGCCCCUGCAUCUUCGUGGCCAUUGGGAGCCCCAGCUCUUUUACCGCCAGGUCGAUCCUUAGAAGCCAGACGACGCCUGAUCCUCUCUCUGCUCUCGGCGUCUCCUUGCAGCGUUGGACCGGACGAUUAUCUUCAGGACCAAAAGUUGUCCAAGGAGCGGCUUACCCUGCUGGAGAAGAUUGGAGAGAGAGGAGGAGGGCGUGUGUUUGCGGUCGCUCUGCUACCUUGAAUAUUAUUACUGUUACUUCCUCAUUAUUUUUGCACAUUUUCAUUGGUCAUUCUGGACUGCUAGCCCCACGCCGGGCCACGGGGCCUCGAGCACUGCGGGCUUCCUCGGAGCAGCUACCUAAAGAGAAACCCCAGGCGCCGACGAUCAAGGAGGCGGCGGGGGAAAAUGUGUGGCGUUGGCUGGCAGACACUGUCCCUGUCGCUGGGGUUAGUGCUGGCGGUCCUGAACGAGGUGGCGCCACAGGCGUGCCCGGCGCAGUGCUCCUGCUCAGGCAGCACCGUGGACUGUCACGGGCUGGCGUUGCGCAGCGUGCCCAGGAAUAUUCCCCGCAACACAGAGAGGCUGGAUUUGAAUGGAAAUAACAUCACAAGGAUUACUAAAACAGAUUUUGCUGGUCUUAGACAUCUAAGAGUUCUACAGCUUAUGGAGAAUAAGAUUAGCACCAUUGAAAGAGGAGCAUUCCAGGAUCUUAAAGAGCUGGAGAGACUGCGUUUAAACAGAAAUCACCUUCAGCUGUUUCCUGAGUUGCUGUUUCUUGGGACUUCUAAGCUCUACAGGCUCGAUCUCAGUGAAAACCAAAUUCAAGCAAUUCCAAGGAAGGCUUUCCGUGGGGCAGUUGAUAUUAAAAAUCUGCAACUGGAUUAUAACCAGAUCAGCUGUAUUGAAGAUGGAACAUUUAGGGCUCUCCGGGACCUGGAAGUGCUCACUCUCAACAAUAACAACAUUACUAGACUUUCUGUGGCAAGUUUCAACCAUAUGCCUAAACUUAGGACUUUUCGUCUCCAUUCCAACAACUUGUACUGUGACUGCCACCUGGCCUGGCUCUCUGAUUGGCUGCGCCAGAGGCCUCGGGUCGGCCUCUACACCCAGUGUAUGGGCCCAUCCCACCUGAGGGGCCAUAAUGUAGCUGAGGUUCAGAAACGAGAAUUUGUCUGCAGUGGGCACCAGUCCUUCAUGGCUCCGUCUUGCAGCGUUCUGCACUGCCCAGCCGCUUGUACCUGUAGCAACAAUAUCGUAGACUGUCGUGGGAAAAGUCUUACUGAAAUCCCCACAAAUCUGCCAGAGACCAUCACAGAGAUACGUUUGGAACAGAACUCAAUCAAGGUCGUCCCUCCUGGAGCUUUCUCACCAUAUAAAAAGCUCAGAAGAAUCGACCUGAGCAAUAAUCAGAUCUCCGAACUAGCACCAGAUGCUUUCCAAGGACUACGCUCACUGAAUUCACUUGUCCUCUAUGGAAAUAAAAUCACAGAACUCCCAAAAAGCUUAUUUGAAGGACUAUUUUCCUUACAGCUUCUAUUACUGAAUGCCAACAAAAUAAACUGCCUUCGAGUAGAUGCUUUUCAGGAUCUACACAACUUGAACCUCCUCUCCUUAUAUGACAACAAGCUUCAGACUGUGGCCAAGGGGACCUUUGCACCUCUCCGGGCCAUUCAGACUAUGCAUUUGGCUCAGAACCCAUUUAUUUGUGACUGCCAUCUGAAGUGGCUGGCGGAUUACCUCCAUACCAACCCAAUAGAGACGAGUGGUGCCCGCUGCACCAGCCCCCGCCGUCUGGCAAACAAAAGAAUCGGGCAGAUCAAAAGCAAGAAAUUCCGUUGUUCAGCUAAAGAACAGUAUUUCAUUCCAGGUACAGAAGAUUAUCGAUCAAAAUUAAGUGGAGACUGCUUUGCAGAUUUGGCUUGCCCUGAAAAGUGCCGCUGUGAAGGGACCACAGUAGAUUGCUCCAAUCAAAAACUCAACAAAAUCCCAGACCACAUCCCCCAGUACACUGCAGAGCUGCGUCUCAAUAAUAACGAAUUCACAGUGUUGGAAGCCACUGGGAUCUUUAAGAAACUUCCUCAGUUGCGUAAAAUAAACUUUAGCAACAAUAAGAUCACAGACAUCGAAGAGGGAGUGUUUGAAGGCGCAUCUGGGGUAAAUGAAAUACUUCUUACAAGUAAUCGUUUGGAAAAUGUUCAGCAUAAGAUGUUCAAGGGAUUGGAAAGCCUCAAAACUUUGAUGUUGAGAAGUAAUCGCAUAAGCUGUGUAGGGAAUGACAGUUUCAUAGGACUCAGUUCUGUGCGCUUGCUUUCUCUGUAUGAUAAUCAAAUUACUACGAUUGCACCAGGGGCGUUUGAUACACUCCAUUCCUUAUCUACUCUAAACCUGUUGGCCAAUCCUUUUAACUGUAACUGCCACCUGGCAUGGUUGGGAGAGUGGCUUAGGAAGAAAAGAAUUGUAACAGGAAAUCCUCGGUGUCAGAAACCAUACUUCCUAAAAGAAAUCCCCAUCCAGGAUGUUGCCAUUCAAGACUUCACUUGUGAUGAUGGAAAUGAUGAUAAUAGUUGUUCUCCACUCUCUCGCUGCCCUACGGAAUGUACUUGCUUGGAUACAGUAGUCCGAUGUAGCAACAAGGGCUUGAAGGUCCUACCGAAAGGUAUUCCAAGAGAUGUCACUGAGCUGUAUCUGGAUGGGAACCAAUUCACACUGGUUCCCAAGGAACUCUCUAACUACAAACAUCUAACACUUAUAGACUUAAGUAACAACCGAAUAAGCACCCUUUCUAAUCAGAGCUUCAGCAACAUGACCCAGCUCCUCACCUUGAUUCUCAGCUACAACCGCCUCAGAUGUAUUCCUCCCCGAACUUUCGAUGGGUUGAAGUCUCUUCGAUUACUUUCUUUACAUGGAAAUGACAUUUCGGCUGUGCCUGAAGGUGCUUUCAAUGAUCUUUCUGCACUGUCACACCUAGCAAUUGGAGCCAACCCUCUUUACUGUGAUUGUAACAUGCAGUGGUUAUCAGACUGGGUAAAGUCAGAGUAUAAAGAACCAGGAAUUGCUCGCUGUGCUGGUCCUGGAGAAAUGGCAGAUAAAUUAUUGCUCACAACGCCCUCCAAAAAAUUUGCAUGCCAAGGUCCUGUGGAUGUUAAUAUUCUCGCUAAAUGUAAUCCCUGUUUAUCAAAUCCAUGUAAAAAUGAUGGCACCUGCAACAAUGACCCAGUUGACUUCUAUCGAUGCACCUGUCCAUACGGUUUCAAGGGGCAGGAUUGCGAUGUCCCGAUCCAUGCAUGUAUCAGUAACCCAUGUAAACAUGGAGGAACUUGCCGCUUGAAAGAAGGAGAAAAGGAUGGAUUCUGGUGUAUUUGUGCGGAUGGGUUUGAAGGAGAAAAUUGUGAAGUCAAUAUCGAUGACUGUGAAGACAAUGACUGUGAAAAUAAUUCUACAUGCGUCGAUGGAAUUAAUAACUACACAUGCCUUUGCCCACCCGAGUACACAGGUGAGUUGUGUGAGGAGAAGCUGGACUUCUGUGCCCAGGAUCUGAACCCCUGCCAACAUGACUCCAAGUGCAUCCUGACGCCAAAGGGAUUCAAAUGUGACUGUACUCCAGGAUACAUAGGCGAGCAUUGUGACAUUGAUUUUGACGACUGUCAAGAUAACAAGUGUAAAAACGGAGCCCAUUGCACCGAUGCAGUAAAUGGCUAUACCUGCAUCUGCCCCGAAGGUUACAGUGGCUUGUUCUGUGAGUUUGCUCCACCCAUGGUCCUCCCUCGUACCAGCCCCUGUGAUAAUUUCGAUUGUCAGAACGGAGCUCAGUGCAUUAUCAGGAUAAAUGAGCCAAUAUGCCAGUGUUUACCCGGCUACCAGGGAGAGAAGUGUGAAAAAUUGGUCAGUGUGAAUUUUGUAAACAAAGAAUCUUACCUUCAAAUCCCUUCAGCCAAAGUUCGACCUCAAACGAACAUCACUCUUCAGAUUGCCACAGAUGAAGACAGUGGAAUCCUCCUGUAUAAGGGUGACAAAGACCACAUAGCGGUAGAGCUGUAUCGGGGACGUGUUCGUGCCAGCUAUGACACCGGCUCUCACCCGGCUUCUGCCAUAUACAGUGUGGAGACAAUCAAUGAUGGAAACUUCCAUAUUGUGGAACUGCUUGCCCUGGAUCAGAGUCUCUCCCUCUCCGUGGAUGGAGGGAGCCCCAAAAUCAUCACCAAUUUGUCAAAGCAGUCCACCCUGAAUUUUGACUCCCCACUCUAUGUAGGAGGCAUGCCUGGGAAGAACAAUGUGGCGGCCGCCCUGCGCCAGGCCCCUGGGCAGAACGGCACCAGCUUCCAUGGAUGCAUCCGAAACCUGUACAUCAACAGCGAGCUUCAGGACUUCCGGAAGGUGCCCAUGCAAACAGGCAUCCUGCCUGGCUGUGAGCCAUGCCACAAGAAGGUGUGUGCCCAUGGCAGGUGCCAGCCCAGCAGCCAGUCUGGCUUCACCUGUGAGUGUGAGGAAGGAUGGAUGGGGUCCCUGUGUGACCAGAGGACCAAUGACCCCUGUCUGGGAAACAAGUGUGUCCAUGGUACCUGCCUGCCCAUCAAUGCAUUCUCCUACAGCUGUAAGUGCCUGGAGGGCCACGGAGGCGUCCUGUGCGAUGAAGAGGCAGAUCUGUUUAACCCCUGCCAAGCCAUCAAGUGUAAGCAGGGAAAGUGUAGGCUUUCAGGACUUGGACAGCCCUAUUGUGAAUGCAGCAGUGGUUACACUGGGGACAGCUGUGAUCGGGAAAUCUCUUGUCGAGGGGAACGGGUACGAGAUUAUUACCAAAAGCAGCAGGGUUACGCUGCUUGCCAAACCACCAAGAAGGUGUCCCGAUUGGAAUGCAAAGGUGGGUGUGCUGGCGGGCAGUGCUGUGGACCUCUGAGGAGCAAGAGACGGAAAUACUCUUUUGAAUGCACUGAUGGGUCUUCGUUUGUGGACGAGGUUGAGAAGGUGGUGAAGUGCGGCUGUACGAGAUGUCCCUCCUAGGUGCCUCCCUGGCAGCUUUGGCCCUUGGAAAAUGUUGUAUACUUAUUGACCAUGUUGGACUAAUUAAUGCUUCAUAGUGGAAAUAUUUGAAAUAUAUUGUAAAAUACAGAACAGACUUAUUUUUAUUAUGAGAAUAAAGACUUUUUUUUUUCUGCAUUUGAAGAAAAAAUAAAAAAGAAAUGCUUGAACUAAAGCUUCCCCUACACUGGAGAAGUGUGAAGAAAGAUAUACCUGGAGGCAUUAUUACCGUGAUGGGAACCAUUGUAACUCUGAUUCACCUUUGUAACACGCUGAAGACAAACAGAAGCACAUACCCAAGGACUAGAUGACCUACUGUGCAUGAAUGUGAAAUUGCCCAGAACAUAAAACCCGUGUGUCCUCGUUCACAUCAAUGCAGUUUGCGAGGAUAUACCAUACGUGUGUGUGAGUGAGGAGCUAAGCCAGGAGAAUGGAAAUCCAGAAUCCACAGAUACAACAAAUGGAUGAGGAAUAUUUUGUGCAAAAUAGGAAAAUGCCCUGAAGAUCUGGGUUCCAUUCAUAAGCAGAAAUGUGAGCACUAAAACCGAUUUUACCUUCUUUUUAAAAUGUCAGCAUGUUCACAGAAGAAACACACAGAAGUGUUCAUCUACCAUUUUCCAGUAUUAAUUUUUUUGUAAUAUAAAUGAUAAAGGAGAUGAUAAAGAACCAAUAGAUUAUUGAUAAAUAAAUUAGUAAUAAUAUGAAUUUUUGUUUCUAUGAAUUCUAAACAGCCCUAUACAGUAUUCAGUUUCAAGGAGAAAUAUUUAUUGUAUCAAAGUACAUUGUACUUAACAUUUUAGGCCAUCCUUUUGCUGUUUCUUGAUGGUUUAAUAUAUAUUAAUUUAUAAUUUUCCUGAUAUUUUUGUACAUUUUUUCAAACUUAAAAAAUCAGGAUUUUUUUUUUUUUUUUUUUGGCAAUAGUACUAACAUAAGGUGUUAUCUUGGGAUAAAUCUGUGUUGGUCCAUUUGUUUACCUUCACAUUUGACCACUGUUGUCAUUGACUUACUGCCCUUGUCUAGAACACCUGCAAAAAGUAUGUAAAGUCCAAGGAAAACACAAAUCUAUGAGUAAGAUGGUCACUGUACAGAAAGAAAUGGCCCCUUUCAGCUUGUACUCAUAGAAAAGAAGUGGUAUGUAGCAAUCGACACGAGAAAGUAGACCUUUGACAAAUUAAUAUUUCCUUGAAGUUUUUUGCCCUUUUUGGGGGUGGGGGUCGGGUUUGGAAGAGAAAAGGCUGUAAUGUCAAUACUGUGAUUUUUUUUUUCCUAAACAAUAAAACGCCUUUAUUCCCUUUAUGUUCCCAUGUUAACAUGUUUGCUGCUAAAUUCCAAUGUAGAAUUGAUAAUAAUUUAUAGUGGACUUUGCUCUUCCCCCAUUGAAAUCCCAGGGUACCCUGUAAAGAUGCAGAUGUUUCUUUCCAGCAACUCUUUUUUACAAAGAAAAUUAGAUGUAUGUGUAUAAUUCAGUGUGCUUUGUCUUUAUCCAGAUUAAUACCAGUUACACUACUGAUGUUUGUAAAUUAAAUAGAUAUUUACUUCAUUAA